This is a messenger RNA of Fulmarus glacialis (Northern fulmar), 906 nucleotides long. It is a transcript of the gene CCDC50, whose product is annotated as coiled-coil domain containing 50. The transcript has 11 exons. The record is from RefSeq and is a predicted model, not a curated record. The coding region runs from base 1 to 906 and encodes 301 amino acids. Gene Ontology annotation, molecular function: ubiquitin protein ligase binding. Gene Ontology annotation, cellular component: cytoplasm. Lineage: Eukaryota; Metazoa; Chordata; Aves; Procellariiformes; Procellariidae.
AUGCCUUGCAGCGAGAGUCAUGGAGCUCAGUCUGCUCAGCUCUGCAGAGUGUGUCGAGACUUCGCUGUUCUGGAAGAUCAUACCUUGGCCCAUAACUUACAGGAGCAAGAGAUUGAGCAUCACUUGGCAACAAAUGUUCAGCGUAAUCGUCUGGUGCAACAUGACUUGCAGGUGGCCAAGCAACUGCAAGAAGAGGAGGAUCUGAAAGCACGUGCUCAAAUCCAGAAACACCGAAAAGACUUAGAACGACAGGACUGCGAGAUCGCUCAGGAAAUCCAAGUGAAGCUGGUAUUUGAAGCGGAGCAGCGCCGCAGGCAAGAGGAAAAAGACGAGGACAUUGCCCGCCUCCUACAACAGAAAGAACUGCAGGAAGAAAAAAGGCGCAAGAAGCACUACCCAGAAUCCCAGGGACACGCAGUCUAUGAAGAUAGCUAUUAUGCAGAAAAUGGAGGCACUAAGUUGAGGGGGACGAAGCAAGCCGUGUAUGAUACACCCCGAAGGGAACAGGAGUUGUCUGAUGCAGAGAUUGCUAGGAAGCUGCAGGAGGAAGAGCUCCUGGCUAACGAGGCAGAUCAGAAGGCAGCUCAAGUAGCCCAAGAUGAGGAAAUUGCCCGACUCUUGAUGGCCGAAGAGAAAAAGGCUUUCAGGAAAGGGAAGGAGAGAGAAAAGUCUUCCUUUGAAAAGAGGAGGCAUGAUCAAGACUGGAAGCAUGAUGCAAGCGAGUCCAUGCGCUCAAGGUCAAAAGAAGGGCCUGAAACUCAGCGACACAAAGGCGACAGGUCUUCAAGGUCACAGCCUCUCCUAGAUGACUUUGAACACGCUCGGUAUUACACAAGCCAGCCCAGCCCCUUGCGCCAGAUCCCUAAACCUGAGCACUCUCCUAAAGGUUCCCGUAGGAAGCAGUAA